Messenger RNA from Colletotrichum scovillei, 888 nucleotides. Its product is annotated as methyltransferase domain-containing protein. Gene Ontology annotation, cellular component: nucleolus. The transcript has 2 exons. The record is from RefSeq and is a predicted model, not a curated record. Gene Ontology annotation, molecular function: rRNA (adenine) methyltransferase activity. NCBI's taxonomy places the organism in Eukaryota, Fungi, Ascomycota, Sordariomycetes, Glomerellales, Glomerellaceae. Bases 1 to 888 code for a protein of 295 amino acids. Gene Ontology annotation, biological process: ribosomal large subunit biogenesis; rRNA methylation.
AUGUUCUCCGAGUACCACGAGGGCUUCCGCCGCCAGGUCGAGGUCUGGCCCUCGAACCCCGUCGACGGCUACAUCCGCGACAUCAAGCUCCGCGCCAGAGCCCGCUUCCCCAACGCUCGCGGCGGCGGACGCCCCGGCGGCGCGCCGUCCAAGCCCGACGGCCCUCAUCCUCUGCCCCGUACCGACGGGACGUGCUACGUCGCCGACCUGGGCUGCGGCGACGCCCGCCUCGCCUCGACCCUCGAGCCCGAGUCCAAGAAGCUCAAGCUCAAGAUCAUGAGCUACGACCUCCACUCCCCCGCGAAACACGUCACAAAGGCCGACAUCGCCAACCUGCCCCUCGAAAACGACUCGGUCGACGUCGCCAUCUUCUGCCUCGCCCUCAUGGGCACCAACUGGCUCGACUUCAUCGAAGAGGCCUACCGCAUCCUCCACUGGAAGGGCGAGCUCUGGAUCGCCGAGAUCAAGUCCCGCUUCGGCCCCGUGCACCGCAAGAACGCCGUCGUCUCGCACAGCGUCGGCAACCGCAAAAAGGCAGCCGCCGCCGCCGCAGGUAAGAAGACGAAAGAACCUGAGGAGACGGAGGAGGACCGCACGGCUCUCGCCACGGACGUCUCCGCCUUUGUUGAGGCGCUGCGGAAGCGCGGAUUCGUCUUGGCGGGCCAGGGCGAGGGCAACAAGGGCGCGGUGGACCUGUCCAACAAGAUGUUCGUCAAGAUGCACUUUAUCAAGGGCGCCGUGCCCACCAAGGGCAAGGGUCUCGUCGCGGCCAAGGCGGCCGGCUACGUGGAUAAGGAGAAGAAGCAAAAGCGGUUCGUGUGGGAGACGGAGGAGGACAAGGUUGAUGAGACGGGCAUCUUGAAGCCGUGUGUAUACAAGAUCCGGUAG